This is a messenger RNA of Oryctolagus cuniculus (rabbit), 2746 nucleotides long. NCBI's taxonomy places the organism in Eukaryota, Metazoa, Chordata, Mammalia, Lagomorpha, Leporidae. The record is from RefSeq and is a predicted model, not a curated record.
UCUCGCAGCCAGACGGUGGUGCGCAGCCACGCCGUGCCCGGGCCUGCCCUGGGCGGCGCCGAGGCCCCCACCCCGCCCCACCGGCUCCCCUGCCCCACCCCUGGUCGCGGGAAACUCAAACUGUGUCCUAGUCCCACGGACCACGGACACUCAGACUCUCCCUGGCCACAGCCUAGCCCAUCCGCUGGCCAUGGGCGGCUCCAGCCUGGCUUGCCCCGAGCCCUGUGUGGACCAAGCCCAGGUGGACACUCCAAGGAGCCCCACAGGGCUCGAGCUUGUGGGGGACUUGAGAGGAAGGCCCUGGCCCCAGCGUGGUGGCCUGUGGCGAGGGCCUGGCGGCAGUGCCGGAAGCGGAGACAGGGCCCCCAGCCUGCUUUCCUGCGCCAUGCCAGAUGGCUGGAGGCUGGGGGCCAGGCAAGGGGCCUCCCACGACCAUCCUGGGUGGGGGUCCCGGGGCUGGGGGGUGCAAGGCCAGCCCCCCCCAGGCUUCCUGUCUGGAAGGCAGACUCCAAAGGCCCCCUCCCGAGCGUUUCCCCAGCCCGGGGCUGGGUGCUGACUCACAGCGACGCCCAGGGUCCUGCCCAGCCGCCAGCUCUGCCACACUGGCUGGACGGGUUCGCCUGGUCCAGCCCUGCCCGGCGCACACCCCCUCCUGCCCAGACCUUGCCCCAGAGGCCUCAGGAGAAGGUGGACAGACGCCUCCCAGGACAGCACUGAGUUGGACACACGGAAGCAGGAGGCACCUGGGGUGGGGGUGGCACAGGGCAGCCCGGAGAGAGGCAUCAGCCGCCCAGGAAUACGAGUCAGCAAGUGAGGGCGCCUGUGCCCGGCGAGAGCCCCCCGGCCGCUGCAGAGCCCACCGCCGAGGACCGCGCGGCCAUGGUCAUCCAGGGCGCCCUGCGGCAGCACCUGGCGAGGAGGGAGCUGGCCCGGCGCAAGCGGCAGCGCCAGGAGUACGAGGAGCGGAUGGAGAAGCUGCAGAGGGAGGCCUUCGUUGCGGCGGUGCUGCGGGAGCAGGCGGCGGCUCGGCGGCGGCGCGAGCAGGAGGAAGCGGCGCAGCGCGAGCGGCGGGAGGAGCUGCAGCGCCGCGGCCGCCUGCUGGACGCCGCCUUCGACGGGGACGUGGGGGAGAUGCGCGCGGUGCUGGAGGAGGUGGAGCAGCUGCUGACUCGCGAGGGCGUGGGCCACGACGAGGAGGGCGCGGCGCGGCGGCUGCAGCGGCGCGUGGCGCUCGUGGAGUGCGAGGACCGCCACGGGAACACGCCGCUGUCCGAGGCGGCCGCGGGCGGGCAGCCGCGGGCCAUCCAGCUGCUGGCUGAGCUGGGCGCCAACCCCAACAGCAAGGUGCGUGCGGGGAGCCGGGCCGGGCCGCGCGGCCGGGGCCUCGCUCACCAGCCAUUCCCGCAGGGCGCCUUCGGCCGGACGCCGCUGUACCGCGCGGCCUUCGGGGGGCACCUGGAGGCCGUGCAGCUGCUGCUGCGGCUCGGCGCAGACCCGCGGGUGCACGCGGACGACGGCAGCACCCCCGAGCAGGUGACCUCUCUGGAGCCCGUGGCCGGCGUGCUGCGCUCCUGGGAUCUGAGCCUCACGGAAGCCAUGCUGCAGAACAUGGACGCCGAACACCAGCGCCGGGCGCGCGAGACCCAGACGCAGCAGCAGGCGGAGGCCACGCGCAUGGCCCUCCAGGUGCAGCGGCUGGCCCAGGAGCAGCAGCGCUGUCACAAGGAGCUGCAGCAGGCCUACUGCGAACUCAGCCGGAGGAUCGCCGAGCUCGACGCGUGCGAACGCCGGCGCGCGGUCAGCACGGAGCCCUCGGCACAGGCCGUCAAGGACGCCGAGGCGCGCGUGGACAGGCUGCGGCAGCAGGCUCAGACGGCCGAGGAGACGCUGGCGCUGGCCAGGCUGGAGCUUCGGGAGCAGGCCCAGGAGGGUGGGCGGGGUCAGCCCUGGCCGCGGGGAGGCGAGGCCCGGGGCGGGCUUGGCGCGGGGGCCGCUAGCUGUCCCCGACCCCCUAGACGAGGCGAUGGCGCCCGGGCUGCGGUGCCAGAUCACCGAGCUGCACGACGUGCUGCUGAAAGACGUGGGCGACCGCAUCAGCGCCGACGGCCGGUGGCCUCUCGUCAUCGACCCCUCGGGCCAGGCGGCCACCUUCCUGCGCUACCAGGACACCAACUACCUGGACACGGUGAACCCCGAGCACCUGCGCCCGGAGAGGAUCCGCCUGGCGCUGCUGGGGGCGCUCAGGUGAGGCGCGGGGCCGGCGGGCGUGGCGCCCAGGGGAGGCGGGGCGGCCCUGCCCACGCCCCGCCCCGCCCCGCCCGGCCCCGCAGGUACGGGAAGCCGCUGGUCUUCGACCUGCGCGAGCUGGACCUGUUUGCGGCCGUGCUGCGGCAGCUGGACGCGGUGCAGCCGGGCCUGGCGCAAGCGCUGCUGAGCCGCGGGCUGCUGGAGCAGGAGCGCUACCUGUCGCUGCGGCGCCCCGCCGACGGCCCCGAGUACAGCCCCGCGCGGUUCCAGGAGGCGCGCCUGCACCGCUUCCGCCUCCUCUUCGUCACGCGCGCCCGCUGGCCGCCGGCCGAGCAGCUGCAGGCGCUGCUCCCGGUGCGAGUGCAGCCGCCCCGGGGCCUCGAACAAGCCCCAGCCCCGCCAGCCCCACCCUGCAGAGCGGCGGACGGAGGCGCGGGGGCUAAAACGUAGUCAACUUUAUUCUCCUUAAACCACAAAAUAGAGUCUUUGGUUGUACAAA